UAGGAUUUUAUCUCUUCGUCCCGCUCCUGUCGUUCUAUUCCGCAGGCAGCUACGUUGCCCGGACGGUGGCUCACUCAGACUGUAGAUUGUUUCCUCCGGAAGGCUAAGAGACAGGCUGUGAAGGGCCAAGAGGUCCCUGAGGCCUUGGGGGUUAGGUGGCAAUGUGGUCACUACGGGUGUAUACCCGCAAGAAGCGGGCCGGCCAGAGGCUCAACCUAACCCCGACGCUGGACCUAGGCCCCACCGCGAAAGUAGAGGCCCCCCCAGGUCCAGGCAGAAGGCACUCUGCGCACCGUUUGAAAGGGAAAGCACAUCGUUUGCAGAAGAUCUCAGAGAAAGCAGAGUGCAGUGGGCAGGGAGUUAGCGGUUCUAGGCCACCGAGCGGUCAGUUAAGAGUUACAGGACAGAAAAGCCUGCAAGAAAAUAGCACUAAUGAAGAGCCCCCGGAUGAGAAAGUUGCUCCAUUGAGUGAAUCAGUGACUGAUGAUCUCCAGGUUGACUGUAGUUCAUCCAAUAGUGAGCUAGUAUCAGGACUAACUUUGCAGCAUGGUAUUUCUAGUUCUCUUCUGAGCUAUUCAUUCACAGACUCUUUCACAGAACACAAGAGUUUUGGAGAGAGUUUAAGCAGUUUCUCAUCACCUGAACUCUUCAGAGGAUCAGAUUCUUUAGAUUGGGAAUGUCCCAAGUUGGAAGAACGUACACGAUGCAAAAAUUCCACUCUUCUGGAUACCAGUACAGCAGUAGCAAUAGAGAAGGUACCACAGUUUUCAAACCUCUCUGCAAUUUUAGGUAUGUCUUCAGAAGACUAUCAGAAAUGCCAGAGAGAAAUAGUGAUGACAUUAGCAGACCAAAAUAUUACUUCAAAACCAAAGAAUACUUCACAUUCAGAAUCAGAUAAUGCAGCUUGUGAAGUUUUACUUGCUGAGAAAACUUACCCUUCAGCCCCUGAGAAAACAAAGAAAAAAACAACAAAUUCUAGUAUUCCUGAUAAGAAAAGCAGAGGCCUCUUAACAAGUACACCAUCUUCACAAACUGCUGGUUUAGUGAUUGAUUUGUCCUCAGUGCCAAAAACAUCUUUUGAAGAACUAUUUCCAAAUGUCAGCAAUUAUGUUAAUUCAAAUGAAAUUGUUCCUGUGUCAAAUUUGCAAGAAUGCUCUUCAAAUGAGAUUCCUUCAGAUACGUCAGAAAUAUGUUGUAUUAUUAGAGCAACACCAGGAACUAGACAAAUGAAGAGUGAAAGUAAUGUUAUUGUAAAGAAGAAGAAAUAUUCCCCACCCAAAGAUAUUCCUCAAGAUAUUAUAAUAAAAACAAAUGGCAGAAUGUAGCAGCCAUGGCUGAAUUGUCACCACUUUGAAGAUAUACGUGAAUGUGAAGUCAAAGUCCGUGAAGCAGAAUGUCUGCCUGAAAUUAUAUAUAAUUCAAAAAUCAAAAUUCUCUAAUUAUAUGUGAUAUAUCCUAGUGAUGAAAUUCUACUGAGAUUCUUAUAAUUUACUUUUAAUCAGUAAAGAAACACUCUUAUGUAUGUCUCUUAAAUAUAUGUAUUUGUAUUGUAAAAUAAGAACAAAUAGCUUAUAUUAAAAGACUGUACACUAAACAAAUGAUUUCAGCUAUUUAUAAAGA
This is a messenger RNA of Lontra canadensis (Northern American river otter), 1620 nucleotides long. RefSeq names its product meiotic kinetochore factor (gene MEIKIN). The record is from RefSeq and is a predicted model, not a curated record. Gene Ontology annotation, biological process: female meiosis chromosome segregation; male meiosis chromosome segregation; meiosis I sister chromatid cohesion. Bases 162 to 1325 code for a protein of 387 amino acids. NCBI's taxonomy places the organism in Eukaryota, Metazoa, Chordata, Mammalia, Carnivora, Mustelidae. The transcript is spliced from 13 exons. Gene Ontology annotation, cellular component: kinetochore.